Penicillium longicatenatum is the source of this 648-nucleotide messenger RNA. Its product is annotated as glycosyl hydrolases family 18-domain-containing protein. The record is from RefSeq and is a predicted model, not a curated record. Bases 1 to 648 code for a protein of 215 amino acids. The transcript is spliced from 3 exons. NCBI's taxonomy places the organism in Eukaryota, Fungi, Ascomycota, Eurotiomycetes, Eurotiales, Aspergillaceae.
AUGUUGGACCCUUUGGAUGUGAGCUCGAAGAUUAAAUUAGACACUGAACAUCCGAAAAGUAUCAUUUCGGCCCUUUUCCGUACUACUGUGGGUGGGAUACUCCCAUCCAGCACGAAAAUCGUUUUAAAGGUCAUUAACGGUGCAAAAUGGGAGAAGCACUGGGCAACGUCUGUUAGCGCUUUCAAAUCGCUUCCGUCUAUUGCAGAUGGAAACUCGUUGAUUCCGAACGAUCGCCUCUAUAGCGUUCUGGGGAGCGUGAACUACCGCGACGUCUUUCUAAAGGCGGAGAAGGAGCUAAAUAUGAUCAAAGGCAGGAUUUUCUACAUGAAACCGGAUAGAAAUGGGUUGCUUCAGAACACCUUUACUGCCCCACAAGCAGAAAAGGCGUUUAAUGGUUUCUUGCAAGCUGCAAUAAAAACUGGCUCGGGAGAAAACGCGUUUUUUGACCCAAUUCGACGAACAAUCGGAGUUUUUAGCUACAUUCAUCACGAAGAGGUCCUAAGUCGCAUCAACACUGUCCGGCAAAAUCUGUAUCUUGAAUGCCAGAUUCUGGCCGAAUACGUAGAUGGAUUCCAGAAUCUCCCGGCAAUCUACAAGGAAUUCGACACUGAUUACUAUAAUAUAGUCACCGAGCUGAGUAGAACUUAG